Molecule: messenger RNA, 1293 nt
Organism: Aquila chrysaetos chrysaetos
Lineage: Eukaryota; Metazoa; Chordata; Aves; Accipitriformes; Accipitridae
Gene: GPR3
Product: G protein-coupled receptor 3
Exons: 2
Coding region: 136-1122 (328 amino acids)
Biological process (GO): G protein-coupled receptor signaling pathway
Cellular component (GO): membrane
Molecular function (GO): G protein-coupled receptor activity
Source: RefSeq, a predicted model, not a curated record
CCCCCCCCCCCCCACGCCACCACCACCACCAUCAACCCCCCCCCCCGGCGGUCACUAUAACUCGGCGGCGCCCAUGGCAGCGGGCCCCCAGCCCGGGCCACGGCCGAGCAUCCCGGCAGGUCAGCCUCCGCCAGCAUGAUGGAGGAAGGGCCCCCCAACUCCAGCGAAGGCCAGCAAGGCUGGUUCACGGCCAGGAACGGCAGCGGCAGCUCCUUGGACCUGGAGUCUGUGGUGCAACCCCUCGCCUUGAACCCGUGGGACGUCGUCCUCUGCAUCUCCGGGACCAUUAUCUCCUGUGAGAACGCCAUCGUGGUGGUGGUCAUCUUCUACACCCCGGCUUUCCGGGCUCCUAUGUUCCUCCUCAUCGGCAGCUUGGCCACCGCCGACCUCCUGGCCGGUUUGGGGUUGAUCCUGCAUUUUGCCUUUGUCUACUUCAUCCCGUCGGAAGCGGUCAGCCUGCUCACGGUGGGGCUUCUGGUCACCUCCUUCACGGCCAGCGUCAGCAGCUUGCUGACCAUCACCAUCGACCGCUACCUGUCCCUCUACAACGCCCUGACCUACUACUCAGAGAAGACGGUCACCAGGACUUACAUCAUGUUGAUCCUCACCUGGGGAGCCUCCAUCUGCUACGGGCUCCUGCCCAUCAUGGGCUGGAACUGCCUGAAGGAGCCCUCCACCUGCAGCAUCGUCAAGCCCCUGACGAAGAACCACCUCAUCAUCCUGUCCGUCUCCUUCUUCAUGGUCUUUGCGGUGAUGCUCCAGCUCUACGUGCAGAUCUGUAAGAUCGUCUGCCGGCACGCCCACCAGAUCGCCGUCCAGAGACAUUUCCUGGCCAGUUCCCACUACGUCACCACCCGAAAAGGCAUCGCCACCUUGGCCGUCAUCCUGGGCACCUUCGCUUCGUGCUGGCUGCCCUUCGCCAUUUACUGUCUCCUGGGGGAUUACAGCUACCCGGCCCUCUACACCUACGUCACCCUCCUCCCCGCCACCUACAACUCCAUGAUCAACCCCGUCAUUUACGCCUUCAGGAACCAGGAGAUCCAGAAAGUGCUGUGGACCGUGUGCUGCGGGUGCUUCUCCUCCACCAUGCCUUUCCGGUCCCGCUCCCCCAGUGACGUCUGACACGUCGUCCCCCCCCCUCCCCAGCCUCUCUGCACCUUUCACUUACCGAUUGCAGUUGGGGGAAUUUUCUUUUUUUUUUUUUUCCCCUUUUCAUUCCCAGAGACACAUCGCAGGAGCUCUCAGAAUCAAGCAGCUCUUCCCAGCCCCGUCCUUUUGGGCACAACCCCUUCU